AUGACUUACAAUCGGAUCGCUGUUUACGGACAUCGGGGCUGGGUCAGCUCUGCUAUCUUUGCCGCCCUUGUACAGUCCGGCGCCCCUGUCAAGGUUCUCUAUCGUCCGAGCUCCGACAUCAGUGAUCUUCCCGAAGGUGUCACAUCCGUCGAAGUGGACGUGGAAGAUCAGCAGGCGGUUGAAGCCGCGUUGCAAGAUGUUGAUAUUGUCAUCUCACUGGUCGGCCAGGAGGGUGUUCCCCGACAACAUGGACUCGUGAAAGCCAUUCCUGAAACCAAUGUCAAGCUGUUCGUUCCCUCAGACCUCGCUUUCCGUUGUGAUGCACAAGGACUGCGAGUUCCCAUCAAUCAAUUGAAAUUUGAAGUGGAGGAAGCCGCAAAAAAGGCAGGCAUCGCGAUGACUAUCGUUCUUCCUGGCUUCUUUGCGGAGUCCUUCCUGAGUACUGGUAUGGUCGGAGUUGACGUAUCCGAGAAUCGGAUUGUCUUCAGUGGGGACAGCGGACACCAAGUCGUCAACAUUUGCACGAGAGAAUACGUCGCAGCCGCAUACGCAGCCAUUUUCGCGAAAACUCCCAUCCUCGAGCUAGAGAACAAGGUCUUCGGUCUAUCAGAGGUUCAAGCUACGGGUGAAGAUGUUGCAACAGCAUUAGAAAAAAGACACAGCGCUCCUCCUACUACCUUCCGACACAGCCUAGAAGAAGUGGAUCGCCAAAUCCAAGACCGCUUGGACAAAGGCCAGCCCCUCGCGAAUGCAUGGUAUUGUCGCAGGAUCUGGGGAGCCGGAAAAAUACCAGAGCUGAUUGGAUCCGACAUCUGGGAGGUGGAUGGGUACAGCAAGAAGAGUCUGGAGGAAUUAAUUGUUGAUGAUAAAUUGGUCGCGUACCGUGAAGGUUCGCCGGCCUUCCAGGCGGCUGUGGAGAAGAUGUUUUAUUGA
Molecule: messenger RNA, 933 nt
Organism: Penicillium atrosanguineum
Lineage: Eukaryota; Fungi; Ascomycota; Eurotiomycetes; Eurotiales; Aspergillaceae
Exons: 4
Coding region: 1-933 (310 amino acids)
Source: RefSeq, a predicted model, not a curated record